Messenger RNA from Candidozyma auris, 996 nucleotides. RefSeq names its product casein kinase 2 catalytic subunit (gene CKA2). The record is from RefSeq and is a predicted model, not a curated record. Gene Ontology annotation, biological process: regulation of transcription by RNA polymerase I; DNA damage response; regulation of transcription by RNA polymerase III. Gene Ontology annotation, molecular function: protein serine/threonine kinase activity; ATP binding. The transcript has a single exon. The coding region runs from base 1 to 996 and encodes 331 amino acids. Gene Ontology annotation, cellular component: cytosol; nucleus; protein kinase CK2 complex. Lineage: Eukaryota; Fungi; Ascomycota; Pichiomycetes; Serinales; Metschnikowiaceae.
AUGAUGAACGUAUCUCCUAAAGUGUACUCGGUGGCUCGAGUAUACGCAGAUGUCAACAAACACAAAUCAAAAGACUACUGGGACUACGAGUCCCACACGAUUGAGUGGGGCAACACCAAGAACUAUGAGAUUGUCUCCAAGAUCGGAAGGGGCAAAUACUCCGAGGUGUUUGAAGGCGUGAAUGUGAUCAACGACGAGCCGUGUGUAAUCAAGGUCUUGAAACCGGUGAAGAUGAAGAAAAUCUACAGAGAGGUGAAGAUCUUGAAGAAUCUCACAGGUGGCCCCAACGUGGUUGGUCUCUUGGACAUUGUCAGGGACCAACACCUGAAGAUCCCAGCAUUGGUAUUCGAAAGCAUCAACAACGUUGACUUCAGAAUCUUGUACAACAAGUUCACCGUGGCCGAUAUCCAAUACUACUUCACGCAGCUCCUCAUUGCCUUGGACUACUCUCAUUCUAUGGGGAUCAUCCACAGAGAUGUGAAACCUCAAAAUAUCAUGAUCGAUCCACAAACUAAAACAUUGAGGCUCAUUGACUGGGGGCUUGCAGAGUUCUACCACGCCGGUGUCGACUAUAAUGUUAGAGUCGCCUCCAGGUACCAUAAGGGCCCUGAGUUGCUCAUAAACUUGCAGCAGUACGACUACUCGUUGGAUUUGUGGUCUGUGGGCUGUAUGCUUGCUGCCAUUAUUUUUAAGAAAGAGCCCUUCUUCCGUGGUGAUUCCAACAAUGACCAAUUGGUCCAGAUCGCCAAAGUGUUGGGUACGAAACAGCUCAUGGCAUAUGUGGACAAGUAUGGCAUCAAAUUGAGUGCCGAGUACGAUGGUAUCUUAGGAAACUACCCACGCAAGCCGUGGUCUGCAUUUGUGAAUAGGGAGAACCAGCAUUUGGUGCUGAACGAGGUUGUGGACUUAAUUGACAAAUUGUUGACGUAUGAUCACCAGUUGAGGCCAACUGCCAAGGAGACAAUGGCACACCCAUUUUUCUCCCUCCAAACAUGA